Miscanthus lutarioriparius is the source of this 1305-nucleotide messenger RNA. The record is from the annotation of a GenBank genome assembly. Lineage: Eukaryota; Viridiplantae; Streptophyta; Magnoliopsida; Poales; Poaceae.
AUGGCGGCGCCGGCGCCGAUGCAGCUCAAGGUGCGGGUCCCACAGAACGAGGAGGUCGCUCGCUGCCUCCACGAGAAGCGGCUGUCGAUGAGGGAGCAGCCGGCCGGUUUCAAGGAGCACCUGGACCGCACGUUCGCCAAAGCCUACCGCAAUGUCUGCGCCGCCAAUGAGCCCAUCCGGACUCUCAAGGAGUUCUCUAAGAUCAAUGGUGUGGGACCAUGGCUAAUACGUUGUAUGAAAGGCUUCUUUCCAGAGUCCAAACAGGAUUCUCCAACGAAAGGAAAGAAAACAAGAGUACCAAAGUGCCCUAAGCCAAAGAAGAACACUGCUGCUCCUGCUUCUUCUCUUGGUAGCAUUAUGCUUGCUAUUUCAAUAGGUUCUUCUGACUUCAAUAUGCUAGAUAAGGAUGUUGUAUCAAUGGACAAUUGUAUACUGGCUAUGCCACCUCGUCAAUCAAGUGAAGAGUUUCUUGAAGCUUACGAGGUUGUUCUGAUAUUGGAUGAUCGUGAGAAUUUCGGGUAUUCCUCAAGAAAAGUUGCUUCAAAAAAGGUUGCUGAUAACAUUGGUUCGCAGUUUAAAGUACCUGUAGAGGUUAAACGUUUUCCUGUAGGUGAUGGCAUUUGGAUCGCUCGUCAUAAAAAAUUUCUGACAGAGUAUGUUCUAGAUUUCAUUGUUGAAAGGAAAAAUGUUGCAGAUUUAGGUAGCUCAAUUAGAGACAAUCGAUACAAAGAUCAGAAAACAAGGCUGCAGGAAUGCGGGUUAAAGAAGCUCAUAUAUCUUGUUGAAGGUGAUCCAAACACUUCAAAAGGAUCAGCAGCAAGCAUCAAAACAGCCUGCUUCACCACUGAGAUUUUCGAAGGAUUUGAUGUUAUCCGUACCAGUGGGUAUGCUGAUACCAUGAGAACAUAUGGUUAUCUUACACUCUCAAUAAUUGAUUACUACAGCACGAAUUUCCACAGUCUUGCUAAAAGUGCAUGUAUAUGCCCAAGCCCAACCUAUGAUGAGUUUGAGAGACAGUGUCGUUGCCUUCAGAAGAAAACAGUGAGCCAAAUAUUUGCACUGCAACUUAUGCAGGUGCCACAAGUAACAGAGAAAGUUGCAUUAACUGUUAUAGAGUUCUAUCCAACUCUUUUCUCACUCGCAAGGGCGUACUCCAUGCUUGAAGGUGAUAUCCAUGCCCAAGAGGAGAUGUUGAAGAACAAGAGCAAGAUGAUAAAUGCAGGGGCUAGUAGAAACAUCUUCAAGCUUGUCUGGGGUGAUGCAGGGCCGAGCCGGCAAAAAUCGAGGCCCUGUACCAAACUCUAA